AUGGAUGUGAAUGGCGAGCCGAAGCCCGCCACCCGAUGCCCCGGGUUAAGAGAACAAGUUUCAAACGACGGUCCAAUUGAACAGCCCCAGUUGAGUCACCCCGGGUCAACUUUCGAAGAUGCCAAGAUGUCCACGGAGUCCACCAAUGGAUCAAGAUGUACAAAUCAAUGUAACUAUAGCCUCUCCCGUCACAAUUCCCGCAAAUCCGUGCAAUUCUCUGCCAUUCGCCUGAUCUCUCACCGUUUUUCCAUGUUCAUGUUUUUCUUCCUGUUAUUUUUUUUGUUGGUUCGGACGGGUUCUGCUGCCGCGCUGAAGUCGACUUGCAAAAAAGUCGGUAAGUAUUUUUAUUUUGAUUUUGAAUACGGUAUUACGAAAUGCCCUUAGGCUAGCUGUGAUGUUUGAUUGUCAUCGCAACGUGACUUUUCCCAGCAUUAUUGUAGAAGUGCUAAAAAAGACAAACGGGUCACGUUUAGGGACUAAAUUUGGAAAAUCGCCCGAGGGAUCACAGGAAAUAUUAAAGUACAAAUGCUUCCUGGUCCCACUUUACACUAGCCGUACGCUAUUUUUGUAAACAGCUCCCAAAAUAGGAAUCCAUCGCUGAGAAUUGAUGACGGCCCAAAUCAAAAACCCAUGAAGAUGGAUGACUCCGUCCGCCAAGCCCCAUUCAUCUUGAUUGUUAUUUUUAGGUUACAAAAGUCUUAUCGACGAAACGGGUUGUGAGUUGAUGGCCGUGUUCGUGCAUCGCUGCAGUGGCUUCUGUCUCUCCCUUUCCUUCGCCAAUCCCCUCAGGGGCAAUCAGCUCAGCGUCUACGGGAAAUGUUGCAGAAUGUUGGACGUGGAAAUGGUAAGGUCGGAGUGUAAUUUUGAUAUUAAAGGAGGCUCCGAGAGUGAGAUGGGGUCACUGUUUUGUGUGUGCCCCUUUUUCGUCAGCAAUCUUUCAUCGACGAAAUUUUCGGGAAACUUGUAAACACCAAGAGCCCACUUAGAGCGUAAACAACCCCUCAGGGUAUCUAAAAGAACUAAAGUCACGCUUUUACCGUAUCAUUAUGACACACAAUUAUGUGUUACAACGGGGCUAGUGGGGGUCUUAUAGACAACGUUAAUUGGCGAGUAAAUCAAACCCCCAGUUUACACUACAAUUAAACAAGCGAGAGAAAAGAUUCGCAUCCAGCCAAUCAGAGAGAGCUGGUUUUAAUUCGACUACUUUCAGAUUGAUGUUACUGUUAACUGCGGCUCCUUCAACAAGACUGUCCAAGUCCCCAGUGCCAAGGAAUGCGGUUGUUUUGAUUGUGCCUAG
Messenger RNA from Bursaphelenchus xylophilus (pine wood nematode), 1297 nucleotides. The record is from the annotation of a GenBank genome assembly. NCBI's taxonomy places the organism in Eukaryota, Metazoa, Nematoda, Chromadorea, Rhabditida, Aphelenchoididae.